AUGUCGGCGAGAAGGAGAGUUGGGGAGGAAAGAUUGUAUUACAGUCCACCAGCGAUGAGAAGGAACAACCAGAAGCAGCAGCAGCAGCAACAACAACAACAACAGCAAUCGAAGCUAACUAAGUCUUCGCAUUCAUCAUCACCUGAAAGAAGAGGAUUCGAGUCAGAUUCGUAUUUGGAUCGGUUCUUGGAGCACACUACUCCUUCUGUUGCAGCUCAGCAUUUUCCUAGGACAAGCAUGAGGUUGUGGAGAAAUCGUGGUAAUGGGUUCCAUCCGUAUUUCAUACUUGGGGACCUUUGGGAAUCUUUCAGGGAAUGGAGUGUUUAUGGGGUUGGAGUUCCUCUUCUUAUGAACGGGAAUGAUUCAGUUGUUCAGUAUUACGUACCGUCCCUGUCUGGUAUCCAGCUCUAUAUAGAUCCAACGAGCCACGUCAUGGACCAAAGAAGGCCUGGCGAGGAGAGUGAUGCAAAUUCGUCAAGAGACACAAGUAGUGAUGGUGACAGUGGAAGUGGGACAAACUCAAGGGACAAUAAUGCACGAGUGCCUUCUGUUAGCAACCCUCCUGGUCUGCUUAUUUUCGAGUACUUUGAGAAGGAGCUUCCAUUUCAUCGUGAGCCAUUAGCUGAUAAGAUGGCGAAACUUGCGUCCCGCUUGCCUGAGCUCAUGACUUACAGAAGCUGUGACCUGACUCCAUCGAGUUGGAUUUCCGUUGCUUGGUACCCUAUAUACCGGAUACCUGUCGGCCCCACUCUACAAAAUGUUGACGCCUGUUUCUUAACGUUUCAUUCUCUCGCAAAACCCGUUAGAGGUGGCGAAAGGAUACACGACGCCAAUAACAAGCUUUCGCUCCCAACUUUUGGGCUCGUUUCAUACAAGUACAAAGUCUCUGACUGGAAUGGGAAUGGAGUUUUCGAGGGCCAAAAGGUCGAUUCGCUCUUACGGGCAGCUGACAACUGGCUCCGGUUGUUGCAAGUCAACCACCCCGAUUACAACUUCUUCAUGUCCCACAACACUUACUGGAGAUAA
Striga hermonthica is the source of this 1026-nucleotide messenger RNA. NCBI's taxonomy places the organism in Eukaryota, Viridiplantae, Streptophyta, Magnoliopsida, Lamiales, Orobanchaceae. The record is from the annotation of a GenBank genome assembly.